UGAAGAGGAAUAUCCUUUGGCUCUUCUGACUGAAGAGGUUGUUUUUGCACCAGUUCCUGUGAGGGUGGUUCUAUUGAAGUCCUGUCCCCAAAUGUGUGUGACCUUGGGAUGUACAGAAAGAGCAGACGAGGGCCUUGUUCUGUUCUCCUUUAUUCCUAAAUGCAUUUUCUACUUGUGCCAGUUUUGUACUUUUCAAGAUUGUUGAGAAAGUUGUAUUUCUUUACAUCUAUGUGUUUUUAACGUACCAGUGAUUAUAUUCAUCCCAUUAUAAAGGAAUUAAUUGAUAUUUAACAGAGAAAAACAAUAACUGGGAUUAGAGAAUGGGGGGGCAUGAGAACAACUGAUAAGAACUUAGAACAAGAGUAUGUAAAAAUAUUUUUUUAUUUAUAUUGAACCUUAUUUUAGCAAUAAAAAACCAAAUUCAACCAUUCAACAAUUUCAUCAAAUUCCAUGUGUUUUCUUUUCAUAGGACUGGACUCAACAUAUUGAACAGAAGACAACUAUAUACUUCUAUGUUUCUAUAAAAACACAAGAUAAACCUGGACAGCAUAAUGAGACCCCUCAAAAAUACCUAUGUCUUUGUUUGUGCCUUUACAUUCACACUAUGGAAUAAUAUCCAGCCAACUGUGGAAAAUGAAUUUAUUGCAAAUUAUUCAGGCAGAUUGCUAACUAAUGUUCCAAAAAACAUUCCACUACAUACUCAAGUAUUAGAUUUAUCACAUAAUAGGAUCUCUGGAAUUAGUAUCUCAGAAUUUAUUUACCUUUCUGACCUUCAAGUAUUAAAUCAUUCUCAUAAUCUAAUUACGGUGCUUGACUUUAGUGUCUUUGUUUUUAAUGAAAAUUUAGAAUACUUAGAUUUAUCUCAUAAUAACAUUUUGAAAGUUUGCUGUCUAACUCUUACAUGUCUUAGACAUUUAGAUCUUUCUUACAAUAAGUUUACUGCCUUGCCUAUCUGCCAGGAAUUUGAGAACAUGUUUCGUUUGGAGUACCUAGGAUUAAGUGCCAUGAUGAUACGAAGGUCAGACUUCAGGUAUAUCAAACAUUUGCAGCUGCGCACUGUCUUCCUGACCUUGGGAAACUUUUCUCUGUAUGAGCCUCAGAGUCUGACAGCCUUAAAUACAAAGAGGCUCCACAUUGAUUUUGCAGCAAACCAAAACUUCAGUUUUUCCCUCUUGUAUGAUGGAAUGAGUAUUUCAGAAAAUUUAAAAAUAGUUAACUUAAUAUAUACCUUGAGCUAUAAAUAUUUCCCCUCUCCUCCUUUAAUACUUCUGAAGAAAAUCAAGACAACAGCUCUCAUUCUUGACACUGUGGAUGUACAAUGGCCUAUCAUUCUGCAAAUUUUCCUGUUUAUUUGGUAUUCACCUGUGGAGCAUUUGACUGUGAGAAAUUUGACUUUUCGGGGAUCACUGGAGGAGCUGACUAAAUAUGAGUUUCUACCCUUGUUAAGUUCUCUGGAACAGUUAAUCUCUUUUGAUGGCUCCAUGAAAGCAUUAACUUUGGAGCAUGUUCGUAUUAAGAUUUAUUACUUCAACCAGGAGAUUCUGUACAGACAGUUUUCAGAGAUGAAUAUUGCCAGUUUGACAAUAUAUGAUGCAUAUAUGCCACACAUGCUGUGCCCAAAUAGAACAAGCUCAUUUCAGUAUUUAAAUUUUUCUCGCAAUGCCCUGACGGAUGAGUUGUUCCAGAAUUGUGGCACUUUAAUAGAUCUGAAAUUACUUAUUUUGCAAUGGAAUAAAUUUGAGAGCCUUCUCAAGGUAAGCUUCAUGACCAGCCGUAUGAAAUCACUGAAUUAUCUGGACAUGAGCAACAACUUGCUGCGCCACGACGGAGCUGAUGUACAAUGCCAGUGGGCUGCGUCUCUGACAGAGUUGGACCUGUCCUCCAAUCAGUUGGCAGAUGCUGUCUUUGAAUGCUUGCCAGUCAACAUCAAAAAACUCAACCUACAAAACAAUCAGAUCAGCAGUGUCCCAAAGGGGCUGGCUGAUCUAAAAUCCUUGGAAGAGCUGAACCUGGCAUUGAACAGGCUGGCUGACCUGCCGGGGUGCAGUAGCUUCACAUCCCUGCAGUUCCUGAACACAGAGAUGAAUUCGAUCCUCACCCCAUCUACUGACUUCUUCCAGAGCUGCCCAAGGGUCAAGAAGCUACAAGCUGGGCACAACCCAUUCAAGUGUUCCUGUGAACUGCAAGACUUUAUCCGUGUGGAGAGGCAGUCAGGGGGGAAGCUGUUUGGCUGGCCAUCAGCGUAUGUGUGCGAGUACCCGGAAGGCUUGCGAGGCACGGAGCUGAAGGACUUCCACCUGAGUGAACUGGCCUGCAAUACAACGCUGCUGCUUGUGACAGCCCUGCUGCUGACGCUGGUGCUGGUGGCUGUGGUGUCCUUCCUGUGCAUCUACCUGGAUGUGCCCUGGUACGUGCGGAUGACGUGGCAGUGGACGCAGACGAAGCGGAGAGCUUGGCACAACCACCCCAAAGAGCAGGAGAUGGUUCUGCAGUUCCACGCGUUCAUUUCCUACAGCGAGCACGAUGCGUUGUGGGUGAAGAACGAGCUGAUCCCAAACCUGGAGAAGGGGGAGGGCCGCAUACAACUGUGCCAGCACGAGAGAAACUUUGUCCCCGGCAAGAGCAUUGUGGAGAACAUCAUUAACUGCAUUGAGAAGAGCUACAAGUCGAUCUUUGUGUUGUCUCCCAACUUUGUGCAGAGCGAGUGGUGUCACUAUGAGCUGUACUUUGCCCAUCACAAGUUAUUCAGUGAGAAUUCCAACAGCUUAAUCCUGAUUUUACUGGAGCCGAUCCCUCCAUACGUUAUCCCGGCCAGGUAUCACAAGCUGAAGGCUCUCAUGGCAAAACGCACCUACCUGGAGUGGCCGAAGGAGAGGAGCAAGCAUGCCCUUUUCUGGGCUAACCUGAGGGCAGCUGUUAACAUUAACCUGCCAUCCAGUGAUGAAAACAGGUGUGGGGAAACAGAUUAAGAAUCUUUCUAAUGGAUUUUAUUCUGUUUUAUCUUUGAGAAGCAAUAAAUAUUUCUUUCCUUUUUUGUCAA
Messenger RNA from Corapipo altera (White-ruffed manakin), 3040 nucleotides. RefSeq names its product toll-like receptor 6. The record is from RefSeq and is a predicted model, not a curated record. Gene Ontology annotation, cellular component: membrane. Gene Ontology annotation, biological process: cellular response to bacterial lipopeptide; immune response; toll-like receptor signaling pathway. The transcript has a single exon. Gene Ontology annotation, molecular function: Toll-like receptor 2 binding; lipopeptide binding; transmembrane signaling receptor activity. Lineage: Eukaryota; Metazoa; Chordata; Aves; Passeriformes; Pipridae. Bases 552 to 2969 code for a protein of 805 amino acids.